This is a messenger RNA of Corticium candelabrum, 689 nucleotides long. RefSeq lists its product as uncharacterized. The transcript has a single exon. Lineage: Eukaryota; Metazoa; Porifera; Homoscleromorpha; Homosclerophorida; Plakinidae. The record is from RefSeq and is a predicted model, not a curated record. Bases 46 to 678 code for a protein of 210 amino acids.
AUAGUGUCUGCCGGCAAGUUACACCCGGAUGUGGUUGCUCUCGCCAUGAAUAGAGAUCCAUGGAGACUGUUCCGUCGUGAGACUCAAACGAGUAGUAGUCCUAUCGUGUAUCUGCCGAGAUCCGUCAGGUAUGCCGAUGCUGCACCACCGCAGUCGCCUAGACAGACUCAGUCACACCAGCCGUCACCAGUGCAGGAAAGUCUGGAAUCUGAAACGUUUGUUAGCAGUUGCAGUGACAAACAAACGCAGUCAUGUUUACUGUCAGACCAGCCAGGGCCAGCCUCAGAUGAGGACUUUGUAGCGGCCUCGACGACAGCGUGGACACCGGGGACACCUGAUCCAGCUUCCGAUUGUUUUGAGGGGCCACCAGCAAAAUCGCGUUGCCUCUCUUCUGUCGCAUCUGACUGUUCAAUGUCAAAUGAGACCGUUGUAACACUCGGCUCAGUGUCAGGAGGAGAUCAUCGACGUCAUAGAAAGCCAGGCGACUGUAGACGUCUGUGGCACUCUGAAUGGGAAACAGCGUAUCUUGUAAGGUAUGACGACAAAAGCAAUAAAUGUGUCUGCUUGAAGUGUAAUAAGACAUUGGAGACCGUGAAGAAAUAUACCUUCAGCGGCAUUACGAGAGUAACCACUCUGAUACUAAAGCAUGGAGUACUAAGAAAAGGAAACUUUUUGUAAUGCAAGCAACG